AUGAGCCUUCAGUUGGGCUGGAAGUCCAGGAACGGAGGCUUCACCAGCCGCUCGGCCGUCCUGACCGGAGGAAGCCUAUGGACCUCCAGCAGUUCGUUCUCAGUCUGCAGACCGGGAGGCUCCAGACGGUCCUGCGGCGCCGGCACCUUCACCAGCAAAAGUCUGGUCAGCUUGGGCGGGACGAAGAGCAUCUCCACCAGCGUGGCCGGCGGCUGGGGCGCCCAGAACGUCGGAUUCCUGGGCGGGGGCCUGGGGGGGUCUGGCCUCUCGGCCGGAGUGCUUCUCGGGGCCGGGAGGGGGCCAGGAGGCUUCGGCCCCUCCUGCCCCCCCGGAGGCAUCCAGGAGGUGACCGUUAACCAGAGCCUCCUGCAGCCACUGGAUGUGAAGGUCGACCCUGAAAUCGGGAACGUGAAGAAGCAGGAGCGCGAGCAGAUCAAAGACCUCAACAACAAGUUCGCCUCCUUCAUCGAUAAGGUGAGGUUCCUGGAGCAGCAGAACAAGGUGUUGGAGACAAAGUGGGACCUGCUGCAGCAGGUGAACACGACGACGCAGACCAGCGAUCUGAGCGCCCUCUUCGAGGCCUACAUCAGUUCGCUCCAACGGCAGGUGGAUGGUCUCGAAGGCCAGAGGAUCCAGCAGGAUUCGGAGCUCCGGACCACCCAGGAUCGCAUAGAGGAGUAUAAAAAGAAGUUCGAGGAUGAGAUCAACAGCCGGACAAAUGCCGAGAACGACUUUGUGCUGCUCAAGAAGGAUGUGGACGCAGCUUUCACGGUCAAGAUUGAUUUUAACACCAAAGUAGAGAGUCUGCAGCAGGAGAUUGAAUUUCUUAAGGUCCUCUUCGAAGAGGAGCUGUCCCAGGUACAACAGAGCGUCAGCGACACCAACGUGGUCCUGUCCAUGGACAACAACCGCAGCCUGGACUUGGACAGUAUCCUUCAAGAGGUCAAAGCCCAGUAUGAGGAGAUCGCUCAGCGCAGCAAGGCCGAGGCCGAGGCCCUGUAUCAGUGCAAGUACCAGGAGCUCCAAGUAAGCGUAGGAAAGCAAGCGGACGAUCUGAGAGUCGUCAAGACCGAGAUCAGCGAGCUGAACCGGACGAUUCAGAGGCUCCAAGCCGAGACCGAGCGCGUGAAGAAGCAGAGUGCCAGCGUUCAGGAAGCCAUCCUGGCGGCGGAGCAGCGGGGUGAAAGCACCGUCAAGGAUGCCCAGGCCAAGCUGGUACAGCUGGAGGAGACCCUGCAGGUCUCCCGCAAGGACCUGACGCAACUGCUGCGGGAUUAUCAGCAGCUGUUGAGCGUCAAAUUGUCCCUGGAUGUGGAGAUCGCCACCUACCGCACUCUGCUGGAGGGCGAGGAGUGCAGGCUGUCCGGAGAUUUCUCCAGUAAUGUGAGCUACUCCGUGGUCAAGAGCGUCUCUUCGUCCCAGGGCCUGUCUCAAAGCUCGCUGGGCUCGGGAGGGAGAGGCGGCCCCUAUGUUCCCGGAGGGCUUUUGGUCUCCAAGAGGAACAGCUCCACGUCACGAAACACUGUCUCCAGCUCUGUUUCUGGAUCCGACUCCGUUUCCGUCUCUGGCGGCCGAGGAUCCAGCUCAGAAAGAAACCUGAGGAGAAGCUCGGAAGUGGGAACCCGGGAUAGCCCCGCUUCUCUGGUGUAA
Tachyglossus aculeatus (Australian echidna) is the source of this 1650-nucleotide messenger RNA. RefSeq names its product keratin, type II cytoskeletal 2 epidermal-like. The record is from RefSeq and is a predicted model, not a curated record. Gene Ontology annotation, molecular function: structural constituent of skin epidermis. Lineage: Eukaryota; Metazoa; Chordata; Mammalia; Monotremata; Tachyglossidae. Bases 1 to 1650 code for a protein of 549 amino acids. Gene Ontology annotation, biological process: keratinization; intermediate filament organization. Gene Ontology annotation, cellular component: keratin filament. The transcript is spliced from 9 exons.